Periophthalmus magnuspinnatus is the source of this 2026-nucleotide messenger RNA. It is a transcript of the gene samd12, whose product is annotated as sterile alpha motif domain containing 12. The transcript has 5 exons. The coding region runs from base 143 to 733 and encodes 196 amino acids. NCBI's taxonomy places the organism in Eukaryota, Metazoa, Chordata, Actinopteri, Gobiiformes, Gobiidae. Gene Ontology annotation, molecular function: protein binding. Gene Ontology annotation, cellular component: cytoplasmic side of plasma membrane. The record is from RefSeq and is a predicted model, not a curated record. Gene Ontology annotation, biological process: cell surface receptor protein tyrosine kinase signaling pathway.
GCCUCAGCUGCUGUGCGCUCCGGCAAAGUGAUGAGAACACGCCAAACAACAAGAGCACAAUGAGAGAGCGCUGACUUUUUGCUUUUUUCGCCUUUCUCCUUCUCUGCUCCGGUGAUGCUCGACUCCUCCUCGCACUAGUACAAUGGCUGUCCAAGCGGUGCACUGUAGCCUGAAUCAGAAUGGCCUGGACCACCCACUGCACCCGGAGGACAUGACAUCACAGCUUGAUGAGGAGGAGGAGUCUGUGGACGCCGAGCCCCUCCCACUGGACCACGACGUCAGCCCCGAUUAUCAUGAUGUCAGUCCCGGUUAUCAUGAUGUCAGUCCCGGUUACCAUGACAUCAGCCCCGGUUAUCACGACGUCAGUCCACCUGUGUACCAGCGUCGCCCCCCUCCACACCGCUCUGUGUCCGAGUCCGAACUUACCAAGCCGGGCCACGUGAAGCUGUCCAAACCCGUGGCUCUGUGGACCGUUCAAGACGUGUGCAAAUGGCUGAAGAAGCAUUGUCCCAAUCAGCACCAGAUCUACAGCGACGCCUUCAAACAGCACGACAUCACAGGGCGGGCUCUCAUGCGUCUCACUGACAGGAAGUUGGAGCGGAUGGGCAUCAUUCAGGAGGCUCAGAGACAACACAUCCUGCAGCAGGUGCUCCAGCUCAGGGUGAGGGAGGAGGUGCGCACGCUGCAGCUGCUCACACAAGCCUCUCUGGAGUGCACCCCGUCGUCUCCGUGAAAAAAGGAAAAAAAAAACCUAACCAGACGGACCGAGCCUCUCUACAGGACGCUCCAAUCGGACUACCACAUUCCCACACUCCCUCCGCUCUCCUCCACAAAUCCACGCGUCCUGGAUUUCCGGCAUGUCCACUGACUCAUCUGGGAAAAACCUCUUUUAAAACCCUCCCUAUAUUUUGUACUUGUCAUCUCGGCCUCAUCUCCUUCUGGACCGACAGUUUCCAUUACGUUUGACCCGAGAUCGCGAGGGAUUGCUCAACUUUGAGGGAAAAAGUACCACUGUUAGGCUCCUAUGUUCUUUCCGUCUUGAUUUAAUAGCCCCUAAACUCGAUCUUUUGCGCACGGCUCUUCACGCUCUCACUCCCGGUUCGUACAAAGCCCUUGGCCCGUUUUUCCUCAGAUCAUUAACAUACUAAGAAAGCCACAGUUUUGCCUUGAGUUUUGAUAUAGUGAUCUGCGACGAAGAGUGAGUCCAGAACAACUCCCUUUGACCCACUUUUACACAAUACGUUCCUCAGUUUUCCGGCUAACGAUGCAUCACACCUAAGUAUUGGGAACAUAUGGGGAUUUUCAAAGCGAAAUCUCUGCCCUCUGCUCCUUUUUUUUUUUCUUUUUUUGUUACAUGACUCAAACAAGUGUGUAAGUAAUAGCAGUGCAGAUGGGAAUACUGUCUAGAUUUUCGUGAAGAAUCGGGAAUUGUUCAAAGAUUAAACGCAUCAUAUGGUGGUGAUUUGGCGAGACAGACAGGCCAUAUUGUGUUAGACAGUUUCCCAUUGUUCCUUGUUCCACAGUUACUCCUUUGCUGAUAUCGUUUGGCAACAACGCAUUUGUCGCAAGUUAAUUAAAAUGUUGUGUUUUUUUCGUUAAAACUUAAAAAUAGUGCUUAGAUCACACCGCGUAAGGGUUUGCCAACAACAUAAAAGGGUGAUUCAUAUCAUUCUAAGACAAAUGUGUUGUAUUUGCUGUAUAAAAUAUCGUCAGUUUAAAGGUUCACUAUGUAACUUUUCAUGUGGAGAGUGCCAGUGGUGGAAUCGAACAAAGUAAAAGUAGUAAAGUGCUGUACUUUACAAAUUUUAGGUGUCUACUUUACAUUUGAGCGCCGAUAUGUGUACUUUUUACUCUACUACAUUUUUUAACUGAACUGAAGAGUAAAAGUAUUUUUAAUAUUAAGGCUUCAGGGUGUAUUUUUAACAUGUUCAUAAUUUGAGCAAACAAAGAUAUAAAAAAUUUAAAACGGAUACAAAAAAUGAUUGAUUAAAUUGUUUCUGUUGAACAAAAUAAAGUGCAGAUCUGU